UAUACUAGCAUGAUGAUCGCUUGUACCUCUUACCUUGACUGUUGGCGACCCCGGCGUUCUCUUACUUGCUGUUCGCGCAUUUGUCCUCCUCGCCAAGGAGCACUUCACUGGCUGUGCAGGCUCCAAUAUAAAGUCAAACACCCCUCCUAGAUCUGACCCACACCCCCAACACACUGCAACAGGUAUCCGCCUGGCAUAUUUCGCCAACGAUAUGGCCGACUACGCUUUCAGCUCUGACAAUGCUGAUCCCGUGGACGACACAGCGUUUGACGAUGGGAUGGAGACGGCCUCUAAUAAUGACCCAGACGACGAAGUAGACGACGAAGUGGAUGAUCCCACCUUCCUGGACAUGAACGAUGCAAGUGCUGAUUGCGCCCCCUAGAGAUAGUCACUGACGGAUGCAGGGUGAUGACGAAGACUUCGAGCUUGAUGGCGUCGAUAGUCUUGGUCUCCCGGAAGAUGAGGAGAAUAAGCACGACAGUGACGAUAACGACAACACUCUAGCCAGCAAGAAGCUCAAGCGCAAGCGCGCCGCCUCUGAUACCGGUGAUGGAGAGCUGAAUCACUCCAAGCACACCGAUGCCCGCAUCAAGGCUGAAGGCGGUGAAGCCUUCAUUCUUGAAGACGGGACUUCCUCGCUUUCUAACUCGAAGAGCUCUCGCGUGUUCGGCACGUUCGGUCGCCGCGAUCGUGAGAAGGGUGAAAGUCUGCCUGCCUACCACAAGAGGGUGACUGCCAAGCUCGACGACGAUGAUGCGCUCAUGCUUGAGAUGCGCGAGAAGGGUUUCAGUGACCGCCAAAUCGCCGAGAAGCUUGCAAAAGACGGCCGCGUUCGCUAUGAUCAGAAGUCCAUCUCUACGCGUAUCAUGCGCAUACGUCUUGCUCAGGCUGAGAACGUCGAUUACCUUCUGAAUGAGGGUCUCAAAGAGUGGGAGAUGGAAGACGACCAACGCCUCGCUGAAGCAUACGCUCUGGCUGACAUCGAGAUCAGCUAUGAGAUCGAACGCAUCCGUGCUUGGCGUUUCCGCAAAGUAUCUGAGUAUAUGCGUCGUCUGAAGAAGGACUCUCUCUUCUCCGCCAACGCCUGCCGUACCCGUUACGGUCAGCUCACAUCAGGUACCGCUCGCAUUCCUUGCGAUGUAGACGAUGACCCAGCAGCUCGCCGUACCGAGCUCGAACUCUUCCGCCAGUUCCGCGAAGCAGCCCGCGACAAAGAAGAGAACGAGAAGGAGACGCGUGAAUCCAUGGAGAAGCGAAUCAAAGACCAAGUCAAGAUCAAAAACGCCCAAAAGGCCGAAGAAGUCGCCAGCAAGCGCGCCGCAGACGAAGAAAAGAAGGCCCAGAACCUCAUGCAGCGCGCUGCCCAGGCCCAGCUACGUUUCCAGAAGGCAGCCGAGAACCGCAAGGCCAAGUCGGAGCGCAACGCGCAGAUCAAACAGGCUGCCUCCACGCCCAAGAAGAAUUCCAAGAAACCGAAGCCGGACACCUCUCUCGGAUCCUCCAAAGCCCCAACGCCGAAGACGACACCCUCCAAGCCCGGCAAGGAAGACUCCGAGGCCGUCGACCCGCGCUCCUACCUCAACAUCUCCGACCUGACUAGCCUCUGCGCCAAGCGCGGCCUGCCCACCUCCAACAAGAGCAAGAAGGACCUCAUCGCCUCGCUCGUUGAUGCGGAUAUGGAGUGGAGCCACGACCAGCUGCGCAAGAUGUGCAAGGCGAAAGGGCUGAGCGCAGGCGGAAACAAGACUGUUAUGCGCUACCAGCUUGCUCUCAAGGCGGCACAGAGCUGCCCUAGCUUCGAGACGGGUAUGAAGGCGGUGGAGGAGGCGGAGGAUGAGGGUGGCGAUGCUAUGGUUGUAGACGCCGAGUAGGCGCACAGUCGUAUGGUGGUGAGGGCGGGAAUCAUCUGCAGCCGUUUUGACUGCUUUUGGGAUGGGAAUGUGUGCUCCGGGGUGCGAUGGAGCUGACACGGCGUGCUGCGUUGCGGAUCUUCUGGGUGUCUUUGUCCAACAUUUCGUUUGGACAGUGUUUUGACAAGGUCUUACGGAAGACACAGGUUUGAUUAAAGUUUGCAUGUCAUUCAUUCUUCUCAUUGCAGCCUUCAGGGGCUGUUCACCUUGGCUGCACCACAUCGUGGGUCCGUUUGAGUACCUACCCGGUAGUUUAUUAAUUUUUGCCGCCAAUACUACACUAGACGGUUUUCUUCCAGUGACGUGAAUGCAGUAAACUCGCAACGUUCCACUAGACUGAGUACCUUCAGAAUCAAAUGUACAUCUCUCUCGAGCCUGAC
Molecule: messenger RNA, 2290 nt
Organism: Boeremia exigua
Lineage: Eukaryota; Fungi; Ascomycota; Dothideomycetes; Pleosporales; Didymellaceae
Exons: 4
Coding region: 399-1871 (490 amino acids)
Source: RefSeq, a predicted model, not a curated record